This is a messenger RNA of Octodon degus (degu), 1202 nucleotides long. It is a transcript of the gene Aida, whose product is annotated as axin interactor, dorsalization associated. The record is from RefSeq and is a predicted model, not a curated record. Bases 16 to 843 code for a protein of 275 amino acids. Gene Ontology annotation, cellular component: membrane. NCBI's taxonomy places the organism in Eukaryota, Metazoa, Chordata, Mammalia, Rodentia, Octodontidae. Gene Ontology annotation, biological process: determination of ventral identity. The transcript is spliced from 9 exons. Gene Ontology annotation, molecular function: phosphatidylinositol binding.
UUUCAAUUCUAAAGAAUGUUUUCUCCUUACAGAUUAGCAAGACAUCUACAAAAAGAGGCCCAAGCGCAGCACAAUAAUUCUGAGUUCACAGAAGAACAAAAGAAAACCAUAGGCAAAAUUGCAACAUGCUUGGAAUUGCGGAGUGCGGCCUUACAGUCUGCACAGUCCCAAGAAGAGUUUAAGCUGGAGGACCUGAAAAAGCUGGAGCCAAUCCUGAAGAAUAUUCUUACCUACAAUAAAGAAUUUCCAUUUGACGUUCAGCCUGUCCCUUUAAGAAGAAUUUUAGCACCUGGUGAGGAGGAGAAUUUGGAAUUUGAAGAGGACGAGGAAGAGGGGGGUGCUGGAGCAGGGUCUCCGGAUUCCUUCCCUGCUCGAGUGCCCGGUACGUUGUUACCGAGGCUGCCCUCCGAGCCGGGCAUGACGUUGCUCACCAUCCGAAUUGAGAAGAUUGGCCUGAAAGACGCUGGGCAGUGCAUCGAUCCCUACAUUACAGUCAGCGUGAAGGAUCUGAAUGGCAUAGACUUAACGCCUGUGCAGGAUACUCCUGUGGCUUCAAGAAAGGAAGACACGUACGUUCACUUUAACGUGGACAUCGAACUCCAGAAGCACGUGGAGAAGUUGACCAAAGGUGCAGCAAUCUUCUUUGAAUUCAAACACUACAAGCCCAAGAAGAAAUUCACCAGCACCAAGUGCUUCGCUUUCAUGGAGAUGGACGAGAUCAAGCCCGGGCCCAUUGUAAUAGAGCUCUACAAGAAACCCACUGACUUUAAAAGAAAAAAACUACAGUUAUUGACCAAGAAACCACUUUAUCUUCAUCUGCACCAGACUUUGCACCAGGACUGACCGGAGGAGCCUGAACUCCUGUGGCUCUCACCAGCCAGUAGCACCCACUGUGGCUCUGUGGGGGCAGGAAGUGGGCACAGCUGUGCUGCGGAACUGAGCGUGGCGUGGCGCGGCGCAGCGCAGGACUCCUUUGGGCCUAGGCUUACUGCAGGUGUCGGACGUGAUCUUCUGUGAACCGUGCACCACCAGUCCGUUUUCUGUCUUACCUCUGCCCUGCCCUGCCCUGCCCCGGAACAGCGCUGCUGUUGAGGUGCGCUCCUCCUCAGACCUGGUGGGCGGAAGGGCGCUCUUCGAGCAGCUGCUGCCGCCGCCCCUGUGCCCCGCGAGCCUGUCUGGGUGGGGCUGGCCGGGCUGGCCGC